AGUGAAAAAGGUCCCAACUUGUGUGUCUCUCUUUCUCCAACUACCCUUUCGUGCUUAGCUGUCCACUCUCUCUCUCUCUCUCUUCUUUGCCGAUGAAAUCUUCUUCUUCAUCUUCUUCCGUAUCCUCUAUCUACAUGCCCUAAUUUACAUCUUCUCCUUUCUUCGAUUGAUUCCGUUAAAAAAUCUCACCUUUUUCAAAAAAUUCAGAUUCCUCAAGUUUUUUUUUUGGUGAUAUGCCUACUUGGUGGGGAAGAAAGUCCUGCAAGAACAACAACAAUAGCAGAGGAAUCUCCACAGACAGAGAUAUCAAGAGCUGUGGUGUUGGUGUUGUUGUUGUUGAUCCUCCUCUCACUCCCACUCGUGCUGCUACACCUCGUUGCAGUCGUGAAUUCGCCGGAGCUUCUUCUUCUGCCUUCUCUGGUUUCGACUCUGAUUCUACAGAGAAGAGAGGUCAUCCUCUUCCUCGUCCUCUCCUCUCUCCUGUUUCCAUCCAUCAAGAUCAUGUGAGCGGAUCCACUUCUGGAUCUACCUCUGUUUCUAGCGUUAGCUCCUCUGGAUCAGCUGAAGAUCAGAGUCAACUUGUUGUGUCUAGCAGAGGUCAUUGUGAUGUGAAAUUGAACGAGAGAGCUUCUCCAAAGGUAGUAACUACUAGGCCCACGUCUCCGUUGCAUCAGCGAUUGGCUGGAGUCGUGAGUUUAGAGUCUUCUACAGGGAGGAAUGAUGAUGGAAGGUCCUCCUCUGAGUGCCACCCUUUGCCUCGACCCCCUACUUCUCCUACAAGCCCUUCUGCUGUUCGACCCCCUACUUCUCCUACAAGCCCUUCUGCUGUUCAUGGUUCCAGGAUUGUUGGAGGUUACGAGACGCCCUCUCCUUCAGGGUUUUCCAAGUGGAAAAAAGGGAAAUUUUUGGGGAGUGGCACCUUUGGCCAAGUCUAUCAAGGGUUCAACAGCGAGAAAGGAAAAAUGUGUGCUAUUAAAGAGGUCAAGGUCAUUUCUGACGACCAAACGUCAAAAGAAUGUCUGAAGCAACUAAAUCAGGAGAUAAAUUUGCUUAGCCAGCUUUGUCAUCCGAAUAUUGUCCAGUAUUACGGAAGUGAACUGAGUGAAGAAACCUUGUCCGUCUACUUGGAGUAUAUGUCCGGUGGUUCAAUCCAUAAACUACUUAAGGAGUAUGGUUCUUUCACUGAACCUGUUAUCCAAAACUACACGCGGCAGAUUCUCGCUGGGCUUGCCUAUUUACAUGGACGAAAUACAGUACAUAGGGACAUCAAAGGAGCAAAUAUAUUAGUUGAUCCGAAUGGUGAAAUCAAGUUGGCAGACUUUGGGAUGGCCAAACAUGUAACGGCCUUUUCUACUAUGCUUUCUUUCAAAGGGAGUCCGUACUGGAUGGCACCCGAGGUUGUGAUGAGCCAAAAUGGCUACACUCAUGCAGUUGAUGUCUGGAGUUUGGGUUGUACUAUUCUCGAAAUGGCAACAUCAAAGCCACCUUGGAGCCAGUUUGAAGGGGUUGCAGCGAUUUUCAAAAUCGGAAACAGCAAAGACACCCCAGAAAUACCUGAUCACCUUUCAAAUGAUGCAAAGAAUUUUAUAAGGCUUUGUCUGCAACGAAAUCCGACAGUACGUCCUACAGCUUCUCAGCUUCUAGAUCACCCUUUUCUACGUGUACAUACAACAAGAGUGGCUAAUACUAGCAUGCCCAAAGAUGCCGCCCCACACUCCUUUGAUGGAACCUUUUCACUGCCUACAAGGGAAUCCUAUCCAGGGAGAUUGAGCCAUGAUAAUUACCAAAGACAGCCAUUGUCUAGAGCUAUAAAGAGUCCGAGCAGAGAAAACGUAAGAGCGAUCACAUCAUUGCCAGUAUCUCCAUGUUCAAGUCCUUUACGCCAACUUGGGCCAGCAUACAAAAGUUGUUUCCUGUCACCUCCUCACCCGUCUUACGCAUUUCCUGGGCUCGACAGUGGGUACAACCUAGCAGAGUUUGCUGCAAGCCCUUUCAGGAUGAAGAAAGACACAAUGAUAGAACCGUCUAGUUUCAGGACUCAAACACCGAAUACACCCUUGAGAUCAAGACUGGUGUAAAGAUCGAGAGCCUGGGAGUCAAAUACCAUAAACAAGGCCCAAGGAACAUGUAUAAAACACAGUGUCUCCCCCUGGUUUUGGCCUUCUCCUUCUCUAGACCCUGGGAAAUGCGAAGUUAUGAUACCAUAGUUGUGUGUGUUGGGGUAUCUACUAGAAGUGGAGAUUUUUGGAACAAGAAGGAGAAAUUAGGGGGAAAGAGAGAUGUAAAGAGAAACACGAAAUGAAUACAAAGUUUAUAGAGUGAGAAGUAAAGAUAGUAAGUUGUGUUGUUUAUAAAAGAUGAUAAUUCAACCAUUUGUUUUCAACUUACAGUGUGAAUAUACU
This is a messenger RNA of Camelina sativa (false flax), 2402 nucleotides long. Its product is annotated as mitogen-activated protein kinase kinase kinase 3. NCBI's taxonomy places the organism in Eukaryota, Viridiplantae, Streptophyta, Magnoliopsida, Brassicales, Brassicaceae. Gene Ontology annotation, cellular component: cytoplasm. Gene Ontology annotation, biological process: protein phosphorylation; MAPK cascade. Gene Ontology annotation, molecular function: ATP binding; MAP kinase kinase kinase activity. The record is from RefSeq and is a predicted model, not a curated record.